AUGCCUGCUGUGUUGAAGUCUUCUCUGGAUGGGAGCAUGACAGAUUCGGGGGAGCUGGAGCAGGCGGCAACCCCCUGCUUUGGAAAAGUGCCCUGUGACCUGCUCCAAAACUUCCCUCACACUAAGCGUGUGGGCAGCUACCUGGUGGGCAAAAUGAUCAACAAGGGCUCAUUCGCCAAGGUUAUGCUAGGCAUGCACAUCAGUACAGGAGAGAAGGUGGCGAUCAAGGUGAUAGAUAAGAAAAAGGCUCGUCAGGAUUCAUACAUUUUAAAAAACAUGAAGCGCGAACCCCGGAUUCACCAGCUGAUCCGCCACCCGAACAUCGUCUUGCUGCUGGAGACGCUGGAGACAGAGAACUGCUACUACAUGGCCAUGGAGCUAUGCGGAGGAGGAGACCUUAUGGAUCGAAUCUGUGAACGCAAACGGCUGGAGGAGAGAGAGGUUUGCAGAUACACCCGUCAGAUACUGUCUGCAGUGGAACACCUGCAUCGACACGGGAUAGUUCACAGGGACUUGAAGAUUGAGAACUUACUAAUGGAUGAGCUCAACAACAUUAAGAUAGUAGACUUUGGACUGAGUAACACUCUGAAGGCAGAUUCUCUCUCUCUGGAGCUGCUGAACACUCAGUGUGGCAGUCCUGCUUACGCGGCUCCUGAACUGCUGGCCCACAGGAAGUAUGGCCCUAAAGUGGAUGUGUGGUCUGUGGGUGUGAGUAUGUUUGCCAUGUUGACUGGCACUCUACCGUUUACGGUGGAGCCCUUCAAUAUCAAGCAACUUCAUCAGAAAAUGGUUAAUGGAGAAAUCAGUCCGAUACCAUCGGACAUCAGCAAAGCGGCUGUACAGUUUGUCUUGUCUCUGCUGGAGCCAGAACCAGCAAAAAGGCCAACAGUAAAAACAGCAAUGGAGGAUAAAUGGUUGAAUGAGGGAUAUGCCAAGAGACCCCUCCAUACUGUCACUCAUAAAAACAGGCUGUGUCCUGAGGAUCUGAAUUCUGCUGUGUUAAACUACAUGACGGAAUCUCUAGGUUACGGUCUGACUGAUAUCAUCCACACGGUCAUCAGUAACAAGCCGUCAACCACUUUGGCUUGCUACCAUCUCCUGCUGAAAAAACUCACCAGGCAUCAGAAGGUAGUGAGGACCAUGAAGAGAGAAGAAAACAGCGAAUGGAAUCUUCUGAAUAAGGGCUUGUCGAGAGGGAGAAGCAAUGCAAGUGCAAAGAGUCAGCAGCAGUCUCCUCAGAGUGACACAGCCAAUGAGAGGAGCUCAAGGCAGGCCAGUAAGACCCAGCGGAGCCAAUCACAGGACAGAGACACCCAGAGUGGCACAAAAAGGACAGCAGAGUCCAUUAGACUAACGCAGCCAAGCCUAGCGGACAGAGCAGAUUCCCCCUCCUGCCUCCCCGUGGAUACAGCUAAUGAGAUCGCCAUACUGGUCGAGACACAUGAUGGACUGAUUCCUAAGGUCUUAACAUUUGGUGAGAAGGAGAUGCUUUGUGUCUCACCGCCUAAGUGUUCCUGCAGAGAGGGGAGUGGCACCAAACUCUGUGACUCCGCCCCUUGUGAUGCCACUGUAACCAUAGAAACCUCUAGAGACUCCCAGACAAUGAAAACAUCAAUCAAACCACAUGAUCUGAGACCGGCUUACUCUGACAAAUAUCAAGCGCUAGAAUACGAACAUCAGCCUGAUGACAAGUUAGAAAAGCUGCAGACGUUCUACUCCGAGAAAGGGGCUUCUCCCAGAACGGGACAGCGCUUUAAGGAUCUAUUACUGGCCAUUGAGGAGAAAACCUACAAUGCUCGCCACCUCAGCGCCAUGGAAACCAUAACACAAACCUCCCCUUUACCUCGACUACGUCACACUGGAAUGCUGAAGGAAGCCACACCUAGAAAAGUCACUUGGGUCGGUCUUACGCGCCACACAACGCCUGGCACUGGCUCCUCGCCUUUCUUAGUAAAUGGGUCCAAACCGCCAUUGUUUCCAUCUCAGAGACAACAAGCUCUCGUCAAUAAAAACCUGAGACAUGCAAAGGAGAAGAGGAACGCAGGAACGGGAGGGGGAGGAGGGAUCGGUAUCCCCAGUAAUACCGCGAAAAGAAAUUCUGUUCAGUUGCGAACAGCUAUACAGCGCAGAGUCACGGACCUCAACUUACCAAUGCUUCCAUCUGCUUUACAAAACAAAUCAGACAAAAAGACAGAAAUACUCAGAAUGGAUUUCGGGUGA
Molecule: messenger RNA, 2220 nt
Organism: Sinocyclocheilus anshuiensis
Lineage: Eukaryota; Metazoa; Chordata; Actinopteri; Cypriniformes; Cyprinidae
Product: hormonally up-regulated neu tumor-associated kinase homolog A-like
Exons: 10
Coding region: 1-2220 (739 amino acids)
Biological process (GO): intracellular signal transduction; protein phosphorylation
Cellular component (GO): cytoplasm
Molecular function (GO): ATP binding; protein serine/threonine kinase activity
Source: RefSeq, a predicted model, not a curated record